Molecule: messenger RNA, 2172 nt
Organism: Aethina tumida (small hive beetle)
Lineage: Eukaryota; Metazoa; Arthropoda; Insecta; Coleoptera; Nitidulidae
Exons: 3
Coding region: 103-678 (191 amino acids)
Source: RefSeq, a predicted model, not a curated record
AAAACCUCAUUAAACAAACUUUCUCAAGUAAUUCGGACCGGCUUCAAAAUUCUCCGUUAGAACCCAUUGCCAAAACCCCCAAAUUCCAGUGAUAUUAUCCAAAUGGCGGCCCUGGUGUGUCCCGAGAAGGACGAGGCCGAAAAACGCGUGAAGGUCCUGCACAAACUGAAGGACCUAAUCGAAAAGGCCGAACAAGAUUUGGCGAUAGGGGUGAGACAGAUACCAUGCGGAAGAGCUCCCCUACUCGAACCGACCAAGCCCCCGGAAAAACCGGCUGGACCUCCCGACGUUAUGGUUUGCUACAAACUCCCCAGGAAGAAUGGGGACAACGACGGCGAGGAGGAGAGGGACGACAUCCCUUUGAGCAUGUCGAAGUCGCGGGAGCUGCGCGCCGGCGUCUUGUACCGCGGUUGCCACUGCUGCAAGAACAACGGUUUGCAAGACGAUUGUCCCCGUGCGGAAUGUCAGGGCUCACCCGCCUGUCUUACCAAACCCAUCACCUGCGGUCCCGUGGCGUACUGCGACGCCCGCCAUUUGACGGCGAAGUCGGAACGGUACCGCAACAAGGACAAGGAAAAGACGAAGGAGCAGAAAAUGAAGUACAAGUGCUUCCCGGCGACGGUCAAGCAGCCGGAGAUGCCGACCUGCAUCACUACCUGCAUCUAUGAGAUGGCCUGACGACAAGUGCAGCUUUUCUUUUGUUCGUUGUAUCUGGUUUUAUUUUUCCGUUUCCUCCCGACCAUCUCUCCCUCUUUGUUGUUUUUUUACAAUUUUGAUAGUUUGUGUUAUGCUUGUCAGUCGAGGCUGUCAAAUAUUUGUGGAGAGACGAACAGGCUUGUUGAAGGUGCGUGUGCAAAACUAUAAGGUUUAUUUGUUUUAGGUUUGUGUUAUGUUUUUUAUGAAACUUGUUUAGGACGCGUACUUUUGACAAGCCCAAUAACAGUGACAAGUUAAAGAUAUGUGUACAAGAAGUUUUCCAUGAUUUUUUUUUUGUAUAUUUUGAUUCGUACAUAUAUUUUUGACAAAUACCUAUUGCUACAAUGAAACAGUUUAGAAGACAAGUUAAAACAUAUGGUGGGUUUUUUUGUUAUUUAAGUUCACGUUUUGUUUGGUAUUUAUAGUUAUUUUUAUGUUUGUCUCCUUUAAAGGUUCUUUAAUAUUAAUUGCAAUUCUUCUCACCUUUUUACAAAACUUUUAAAUUCCCUUUUAGCUCUUGUCCGUUGCGAUGGUAUGUUAGUCUAUUAUAUGUGUUCUUUAAUAUUCUUUGCAGUUUCCCUUAACUUUGUAUUUUAAAUUUUUAAAUUCCCUUGUCUUUUAUGAUGGUAGAUUGGUCCCUAUGUUUCCUUUAAUUUUAUGUUGACCCACGUAUUUUUAACUUGUCAAACAAUCAAAAUAUGUUUUAACUAACUGGAAAUCAAAUUUAAGCCAAUUAACAAUGAACUGGGCAAUCUUCUCCACAUGGAAACAUCUUUCAAAAACCAUUCAAGAAGUCUGAAAUUGUGCAUGCACAACAAUUCAAGUAUUUUAGUCAAGCCCACAGUUAUUUCUUGAUUAAUUAUUGGGAAGCGUGCACCUGCGGUUGGUGCUGUGAGUCUUCUCGCGUUAUUCGUGUCAAAUUUUAACGUGUGCCCACAUUUCGACUUCGCAAGCCCACUGCCGUGAAACUUUUCCUUCGAACAGUGAUGGCGUUUAGGUCGCACGUUGGCGACGUUCGGAAGUUGUCUUCCCGAUCACCGAACUCAAUGUCGAAAGUUGCGCAGAAAAUGUUCAAGUUUCUGGCUCAAGCUGGCGUUUAUUUGUCUUUCGAGGAUGGUAGCAACAACUCGUUGUUUGUCUUCUGUGUUGUGUUUUUGAAAUUCUGGUUUCUGCGCGGUCCUUCGAACUUGUCGUGCCAUUGCUGUUGAUGGGAGGAAGAAGCAUAUGGUGGUGCGUGUGGGAGAAUUCAAGAUAAUUCAUGACCCAAGACUGAAAACGCAACAUUCUCUCGCAACGCGCCAACAUCGCAUGUCCCCGAGUAAAAUGAUCACAUGACAUGAAAACUUUGCGGGAUGUUGGAAGUACCUUCAAGUCAAGUUAUAUUUUCCAAGGAUCAAGAUUUUGAUCGCUUCGUGGCCGCAACCGUGUGAUGGUUGCUUUGUUUUCCACUUUUCUGUUUUUGUUGUGUUUAUUUUU